Messenger RNA from Aspergillus pseudonomiae, 939 nucleotides. Its product is annotated as YjbQ family protein. Bases 231 to 665 code for a protein of 144 amino acids. Lineage: Eukaryota; Fungi; Ascomycota; Eurotiomycetes; Eurotiales; Aspergillaceae. The transcript is spliced from 2 exons. The record is from RefSeq and is a predicted model, not a curated record.
CAAGGUAACUACUAUACUCGGGGUACGUUUUAUUCCAUAUCCAUAUCCUGAAUUGAUUUUUUUUCGAGCCUUGUAAUUGGCCUCCUCGCUCCAAUCCUCCUUCAGACAUAAUCUCCAACCCCACCUAUAUCAUAUUUUAACGCGUAUCGCUCAGCAGGCACUGCAUUUCAUCGCGACAGGGAGAGCCCAAGAAGACAGAGAACGGUCCUUACUACGAACCCAAAGUCAACAUGUCCUGGUUCCAGAAAACCUUUUCUCUCAAGCCGAAGUCCCGCGGCUCGUACCUGAUCACCCAAGAGGUUACAGAUCAACUUCCUGAGAUCGAAGAUUACGAUGUCGGCAUCUUACACCUCUUCAUCAAGCAUACAAGCUGCGCCCUCUCACUAAACGAGAACUGGGAUAAUGAUGUGCAGGCAGAUAUGACUGAUGCGCUUGAGCGAAUUGUACCCUAUGAUGAGGAGGGAACACUCUAUCGCCAUUCAGCGGAGGGAGAAGAUGAUAUGCCGGCACAUGUUAAGUCCGCAUUGAUUGGAGCUUCCGUUAGCAUUCCGAUUUCCAACGGGAAGUUGGCCACCGGUACUUGGCAGGGCAUUUGGUAUUUGGAGUUCAGAACUCAGACGCAUAGAAGAAAUGUUGUCGCUACCAUACAGGGACAAAAGAAAUGACUCGAUGGCGAAAUAAGGGGGAAUUUAUGAUUUAUGACGCUAUACGGAAGUUGUUGGAGGGGUUUAGAAAAAAACGCCGUGGUGUACAGUGUACGUGUCGAUAACUUUUUAUAAAACAUCGGGACAUAAGCAGAUAGUCUAGUCAACACUUUUUCAGCCUCCCCACAGAGGGAAUUCAUGAUGACGAGCUCUGGUUCCACAAACCGUGCCAGACAAUUCCACCAACUCUGUCCGAACACUAUUAGAAUUCACAGGUGGAGGUCACGAUGCAUUC